Messenger RNA from Contarinia nasturtii (swede midge), 1226 nucleotides. RefSeq names its product signal peptidase complex subunit 3 (gene Spase22-23). Gene Ontology annotation, cellular component: membrane; signal peptidase complex. Gene Ontology annotation, biological process: protein targeting to ER. Lineage: Eukaryota; Metazoa; Arthropoda; Insecta; Diptera; Cecidomyiidae. The coding region runs from base 220 to 759 and encodes 179 amino acids. The record is from RefSeq and is a predicted model, not a curated record. The transcript has 4 exons.
UUAUAUUGUAGAUAGUGUAUGGGCAAAUCAUUGACGUGUCGGCAAGUGCUUGAAUACACGCAACGGCACAAAGUAUCCAAUACAAAAACACUGAAAAUACCAACAGCAUUGGUUUUCACCAUACAAAAUUUUGACCAAAAUAAGAAAAAAUAAAUAAAAUAAAAUAGGAAACACGUCAACAAACAUAGCAUUUAAGGUGAAACCGAAAUUCGAAUCAUCAUGCAUACAGUGUUAUCCCGAGGAAAUGCAAUAUUUGCAUAUUCGCUAAGCGUAUUGGCCUGCUUAACAUUCUGUUGCUUCUUAUCCACCGUAUUUCUCGACUACAAUACAACAGUAGAUAUCAACACAGUCAAAGUACUGGUGAAAAAUGUACCUGAUUACAGUGCGUCGCGCGAGAAAAAAGAUUUGGGCUUUCUAACAUUUGAUCUGAAAGCUGAUCUCACCACCCUAUUCAAUUGGAAUGUGAAAGAAUUAUUUUUAUAUCUAACCGCUGAAUACAAAACAAAAGAAAAUGAACUCAAUCAAGUGGUGUUAUGGGAUAAAAUCUUGUUACGUGGCGAAAAUGCGUUACUCGAUUAUAAAAAUUUAAACACAAAAUACUACUUCUGGGAUGAUGGCAAUGGUUUGAAGGGAAACAAAAAUGUGACGCUUACAUUGUCAUGGAAUAUUGUACCAAAUGCCGGUCUAUUGCCAAGCAUUUUCGGAUCUGGAUCACAUGCAUUUAAAUUUCCCGACACCUACCAAUCGGCCCCAUUAUAAAUCGAUCGACUGAUUUUUAAAAAAAAGUUGUUAAACUUUCAUUUUAAUUAAGUUUUGUUCGAAAAAAAAAACACAAACCUUCACAUUUUUUUCUCAAUAUAUUACAUACCAGAAUUGUCGAGCUGAAUAAGAGAUAGGAGAUGACAUAAUGAUACCAACACAUUCUAUUCAAUCACAUCUCAGUCGAUUUCAACUAUAGUUAAAUGUAAUCAAUUUAAAUUGUAACAUUGAUAGAACUAAUGUAUUUAAUUUAAUUUUUGUUUUGUUCAACUGAAAACAAACAAAUGAUGAGUGCAAAUAAAAAAAUACGAUUGAGUAAUAAAUUGUCUUGAAUAAUUGUUUGGAAAUUAAUAGAAAAAAUGUGGAUUUGCCUAAUAAAAUGUCAAAAUAAAAAAAAUAAACAUUUAAAAUUCAUUGAAUUAAAGAUAACAUAUUUCGAUUCAUAUCAGGACGACCGAUCCAUUAAA